Colletes gigas is the source of this 3358-nucleotide messenger RNA. It is a transcript of the gene Stt3B, whose product is annotated as dolichyl-diphosphooligosaccharide--protein glycosyltransferase subunit STT3B. Gene Ontology annotation, molecular function: dolichyl-diphosphooligosaccharide-protein glycotransferase activity. Gene Ontology annotation, biological process: post-translational protein modification. The transcript has 7 exons. Gene Ontology annotation, cellular component: membrane. The coding region runs from base 187 to 2589 and encodes 800 amino acids. Lineage: Eukaryota; Metazoa; Arthropoda; Insecta; Hymenoptera; Colletidae. The record is from RefSeq and is a predicted model, not a curated record.
UUCACACGUAGCCGGCGUUUGACGUGUCUUAGCCUCCUAGCCUAGGCAUAGUGAUUUGGUAAUUUGUUGCGAGCUGCUUGAUUUGCAACGUGUCAAAUGGAAACAAAUGCUAAUAUGUUAAUGGAAAAUAUCUAUUAAAAACUGACGGAAAUAUUUCCCAUUACAUUUGUAAACGUAAAAGAAAGUAUGUUGUCAAAUAGAUCAUCCACGACAAAUACCAGAAAAGAUAUGUUCCCUGAUAAGAAAGCGACUUCUAAGCAAAUGAAAACUUCGACGUUAACAAAUGCUGCCGGUCUUAGUUCUCUCAUUACUUUUACUGUUUUGCUACUCGCUUGGAUCUCAGGAUUCGCCUCUCGGCUAUUUGCAGUAAUACGUUUCGAAAGUAUUAUACAUGAAUUUGACCCUUGGUUUAACUAUAGAGCAACGGCAUAUAUGGUACAACAUGGAUUUUAUAAUUUUUUAAAUUGGUUCGAUGAAAGAGCAUGGUAUCCAUUGGGACGUAUCGUAGGUGGAACUGUCUAUCCAGGUCUAAUGAUUACCUCUGGAUCGAUACACUAUAUAUUACAUUCUUUAAAUAUCCCAGUGCAUAUAAGAGACAUUUGUGUAUUCCUAGCUCCAAUUUUUAGUGGCCUUACUGCCAUUUCAACGUACUUAUUAACGAAAGAAAUAUGGAGCGCCGGAGCUGGUUUAUUUGCAGCAUGCUUUAUUGCAAUUGUACCUGGUUACAUUUCAAGAUCCGUAGCAGGAAGUUAUGACAAUGAAGGCAUUGCCAUUUUCGCGCUGCAAAUAACAUAUUAUCUUUGGGUUAAGUCAGUUAAAACUGGCUCGAUUUUUUGGGCUUCGAUGACUGCUUUGUCUUACUUUUAUAUGGUAUCUGCAUGGGGUGGUUACGUUUUUAUCAUUAAUUUGAUUCCAUUCCAUGUUUUUGCAUUGCUGGUCAUGAAUCGAUAUAGCAAUCGUCUUUUCACAAGUUACACCACUUUCUAUAUUUUGGGUCUUUUGUUAAGUAUGCAAAUACCAUUCGUUGGUUUCCAGCCAAUAAGAACGUCUGAACACAUGGCUGCGGGAGGUGUGUUCGGUCUGCUAAUUUUUGUGGCAACUCUCAGGUAUUUAAGAACUGUACUUACUAAAUCCGAAAUGAAAUACUUUGGAGGAGUAGUUGCAGUUACAGCUGGUAUUCUCUUGUUGGUUUUGAUCUGCUUGACAUAUGCUGGUAUUGUUGCCCCUUGGAGCGGAAGAUUUUAUUCACUAUGGGAUACCGGUUAUGCAAAAAUACACAUUCCAAUAAUAGCAUCUGUUUCCGAGCAUCAACCUACAACAUGGUUUAGCUUUUUCUUUGACUUGCACAUUCUUGUUACAACAUUUCCUGUUGGUCUUUGGUAUUGCAUUAAACAUAUAAACGAUGAGCGCGUUUUUGUUAUAUUGUACGCUAUAAGUGCAGUUUAUUUUGCUGGAGUAAUGGUGAGGCUUAUGCUUACACUGACUCCAGUUGUCUGUAUGCUUGCCGGUGUUGCGUUUAGCGAUCUUCUUGAUUUAUUCUUUAAAGAAGAAGAUAGCGAAAGAAACGAUCGGAGUAAUGGAAGCGAAGAAGAAAGCGAGGAAGAAAGAGAAAGGAGUCCGGGCAGAGCACUGUAUGAUAAAGCUGGAAAAAUUCGUAGAAUGAAGCACGAAAGACCUACAGGGAAUGGGGAUGGACUAGGUGUUAAUCUUCGAAAUGGAGUUGUCAUUGGAGCACUUAUGUUGAUGACAAUGUUUACUUUGCAUUGUACUUGGAUCACAAGUAAUGCAUACUCUAGUCCUUCAAUUGUUUUGGCAUCGUAUAGCAACGAUGGUGAUAGAGCCAUACUUGACGAUUUUAGAGAAGCGUAUUAUUGGUUAGCACAAAAUACACCCACUGAUGCCAGAGUUAUGAGUUGGUGGGAUUAUGGUUAUCAAAUUGCUGGAAUGGCUAACAGAACUACACUUGUGGACAAUAAUACUUGGAAUAAUUCUCAUAUAGCUCUGGUUGGAAAAGCAAUGAGCUCAAAUGAAAGUGCUGCUUAUGAAAUAAUGACAUCUUUAGAUGUAGAUUAUGUAUUAGUUAUUUUUGGAGGAAUGAUUGGAUAUUCUGGAGAUGAUGUUAAUAAGUUCCUUUGGAUGGUACGAAUUGCUGAAGGUGAACAUCCGCUGGACAUUCGGGAGAGUGAUUAUUUUUCCGAAAAGGGGGAAUUUCGAGUGGAUUCUGAAGGCUCGCCUACUCUUUUGAACUCGUUAAUGUAUAAAUUAUGUUACUAUCGAUUUGGAGAAGUUAAGAUCGAUUAUCGAUCUCCUUUUGGUUAUGAUCGUACACGCAGCGCAGAAAUAGGGCAUAAAAAUUUCCAAUUAACGUAUUUGGAAGAAGCUUACACAACCGAACAUUGGCUUGUUAGGAUUUACAGGGUGAAAAAACCAAACGAGUUUAAUAGACCUAGUAUUCCAAUAUCUAAGCGAAUUGUUGCACGUAACGACAAUUCAUAUUUCAGUAAAAAGACACCACAUCGCAAGAAAGGUUACAUAAAAGGCCGGCCAACUGUUAUUAAAGGACAGAAACCUCAACGAAGAACUACGUAACAAACAUUUAUUAUCUAAUUCAUAACAGUUUUCAAAUACAACUUUUGUAAUAAAAAAGAAAUUACCGUCCCUUGGGUCUACCACAAACUAUACCUCGAACUAAGAAUUUAAUAUCAUUACAAAUUAAAUCGAUUGAAAUAUAAAAUGAAAAAAUGAAUUUCCAACAUUUCAAACAAUUGAAAACAUUGUUUCGUAAGCAUAAUAUAAAAAAGGAGGGAUUUAUAUUUUUAAUUUUAUUUACUGAAAUAUGUUUGUUUUUCAUUGGAUUUUCUAAGAUUAUUACAGAUUGUCCUACAUAUCGAAAAGGCAAAAUAUAAUUUCUGUGUUAUUACAAUACGCGACGCAUUUAAUCUUAUAAAAUAUCCAUAUAAUGGAUUCGUGUUAUUUAUGAAUUUAGCAAAUUAUAUCUUCAAAUUGUUCUGUACUUAACUAUUCUCUAGAGUUCUUUAUUCACUUCUUUACCAAUUAUUUUAAAUGUUUGUUCACGAAUGCACCAUAAAAACAAGCGAGUAUACUUUGAAUUCUCAAGUAAGAAACAUCAUUAGUAAAGUCAUGAUUAAUAAGUAAACUUUCAUUAUGUCCGUGUAAUGCAUAUUGAACUUUAAUAAGUGACAUUCGCUGAUUAAAGUAAAUAAAAACAUUUAUUAAAUAUCAAGCAGGUGAGAUCAGAGGGAUUGAAUAUGUGUUAUGUGUACACAGUUUAUUGUAUAGUAUCUUGUUGAACAUUUGUAAUAAGAAUCUUGUCAUUUAAAAAUAUUGUAUUACUCAA